GAGUGCAGUAAAAGCACGAUAAGGGUCCGCUCCCCUACUGUCUAUGUCCGCUCCACGGAAAUAAUUAUUCUUUAAGAUUGUAUUGUAAAUUGAGCACAUACUCCGACCUGAAAAUGCUUAACACUUUGAAAAACUUGAAGCAGACGUUUGCGGGUUUUGCACCGGAUUUAGAGUUAACAUUUGGGAUAGUAUUUGUGAUUGUGCUGUCAUGUGUUUUUAGCUUCAUACCAUAUUAUUAUGAUCUCUCGGAGCACUUUUUCAGUCUGGAGUCCAGUGCUGUCAUCAGCGGCCAUGUCUACAAACUAUUCACCUAUUUCCUAUACCACAAGAAUAUGAUCCAUUUUUUCCUGGGUGCCAUCCUGAUGGUGUUUCCCUGCAGUGGGCUGGAAAGAGGAAUUGGCACUGUCAGAUUCCUGUACCGGUCACUGCUGUUGUCGUCCAUCUGUGGACUCUUACAUGUGUUGCUGGAGCCACUGCUGUUCUCCUCGUCCAGUAGGAGCUCAGUGAAUGGGUUCACCCCAUUAGCUCUCUCUGUCCUGGGAAUGAUAACCAUCAGUUCCUCCAUGAAGAAGGCAUAUAUUAUGGGCAUCAGUGUGCCUACUGCAUCUCUACCCUGGAUUAUUCUAAUAAUUAUAACUCUGUUCUUUCCAAACACUGUCUUUAUGUGUAACGUCCUGGCCAUCAUCACCGGAAUUUUAUAUGGACUGGGAUGGUUUUCAUUGUUGGAGAUGUCAGAAUCUAGAGCUUCCGUCUUGGAUAAGAAGUUCCCUUUUCGCUUGUUAAAGCAGAUUCCUGGUGUCCAGUUCAUCCCUGCAUCGGCCGAAGAACGCAAAAAGCCACUUGACUUCACAGACGUUCCACCAGGGUCAUACCCAGUCCAGGCGUACGCCCCAGUAAACGGUCCAGCUGCAGGAAGCCUGCCCAACACAUUCGAUGGUUGGCCCGUCUCACUGUACCCUCAACAGCAGUUCACAUCGCCUUCCCCUCACACUGGAGUCGGCACUGGUCACAAUCACGGACAUAGUCAUGGGCAUCACCACGGGCACAGCCAUCACACCGGCGGCCCGUGGAUGCCCGUGUCCCCAUAUGCUCAGCAUCAGUUCAGGCCUCCGUUUAAUUUAGCAGAGCAGUGUUUGAGUGAACUACCUCAGCCAGGAGUGCCGUUUACACCUCAGGUCUCGCAGUCUGAGGCUGGAGUGCCUGGAUUUCCCACAAAUCCUCUUGGAACUUCUGUCUCUUUCUCAUCCUAAGAUUUGGAUGCCUUAGCUGCAGUUUGUUUUCUUCUUUAGAUACCUCAUAUCUUGUUCCCAGAACUCUUGAUGCCUCCAUCUUUAAUACCUGGGUGAUGUUUAACUUGUUCUUUAUUUUAUACAGUUGCUGUUUUGAUACAGAACAUUUCUUUCUUUUUGUACUUUAAAGAAUUAAAUGAGUGAAACCUUUGUAUGUA
This is a messenger RNA of Pimephales promelas (fathead minnow), 1447 nucleotides long. It is a transcript of the gene rhbdd2, whose product is annotated as rhomboid domain containing 2. Gene Ontology annotation, cellular component: membrane. NCBI's taxonomy places the organism in Eukaryota, Metazoa, Chordata, Actinopteri, Cypriniformes, Leuciscidae. Gene Ontology annotation, molecular function: serine-type endopeptidase activity. The record is from RefSeq and is a predicted model, not a curated record.